AUGCACUAUCAAAGAAAUCAAUUCUUCAGCACUGUUAAGAAACCUAAAGAUAGAGUUACUUUUCUUGAUGAAGAAAAAGAUGAAAAAUUAAAAGAUACCAAUAAAAAGAAAGAGGAAGCCGUUUCUGUUUAAGAAAUCGAGCUUGAAGAAAAAAAAGAAGAAGAAAAGUAAGAGGCUAAGGAAGAAAAAAAAGAUUAAAAGCAGUAAAAGGAUAAAAAUAAAGCCAAAAAAUAACAUUUUAGACCUGAAGAUUUGAAAAAAGUAAAAGAUUUCAAUAAAAAUAUUGAUGCAAAUUCUUUGUUACGUCGUUGGGAUGUUAAAUUUUUAGAUAUUAAAUGUGAAAAUCUGUAGAAAGAAGCAAUUACGAUAUUUUUAGUUUUUAAAAUUGGUGAAAAAAGCAAGGUAUCUCCAGACGAGUUAAAGAAUAGAAAAGAAGAGUUAGAUUCUGAUAUGAUUAAUUAAAAUUUAUCUUAGAAAUAAUAUAAAAGUGAACUUAUAAAAGAAAUAGAGAAGGAAUCUUUGCGUAAAGUUAAAUUAUUUAUAGAAACAGAAAUACAUGCUAGCUAUAAUAUGCUAAGGCAAAGGAAUUUAGUUAUUGAAGUUUGGGAAUACUCUAGAUGGAGCUUAAAUAAAUUUUUAGGAGUAAAGUAUGUCAAAUUAGAGUAAAUUGCAUAAAGCUCAAUUAACUAAUAAUUUGAUAUUAGGAGAGCUGGGAAAAAUGCCUCUUUUUUGAGACUUUACUUCACUUGUUACUUUUAAGAAAUUUGGGACUUCAGAUUAGAUUUUGAAAACUUAAAAGGUUUUAAUACAAUUGAUGACUAGAGAAAACCUAUUUCUUCUACUUUAAAGAUUACUUUAAUGGAUGACAGUAAUCCAACUGUAAAAACUUCAGAGCAUCCUCAAGCUCUUCAUCCUAAUUGGGGAUACGUUUAGGACUUUAUACAUUUCAGAGGAACUAUGGAUGAUUUAACAGAUAAUUUACUUUAAUUUUCUUUAGCAUAAGGAAGUGCUAUUAACAUAGGAGUUUUGAGUGAAGAUAAAAAAACUCUCAUUUCCCUUAGAGGAAUACACAAAUUCAACUAGCUUUAAGCUAGCAUUAAAGUAAAAGUAAAAAAUUAGAAAUAAAUUCAAAAGAAAAAAGAGGAUGAAGAUGGUUAAGAAGAAAAUAAACUAGAUUAAUUGAAUGAAGAGGAAGUUUACACUUAUAUUGAAGGAAGAAUCAAUUUAAAUUAAAUUCCAAGAUACAUUUAGUCGGGAGAGCUUGUAAGGUAUAAAAAGGAUUAAUAAUACUUUUGCAUAGUAAUCAAUAGAGUUAGUCACAUUUCUGCUCCUGAUGACAGAGGUUUAAUCAAUAGUUAUGUUGUUAUUUAAUGUGGAAACGAAAUGAAACAAACAAGAACUGUAAAAGAUUAAAUGAAUCCUGAUUUUAAUGAAGAAAUGGUUUUUAAAAUUCCUAUAAUUAAAUCUACAAAUUUCUUUGACAAAGUUAACAUCGUUAAUAUCGUUUAAAACUAAAACAAUGUAAAUGUUGAAUCAAUGAGAGACGAGUUAUCAAAGCGUAACGAAGUUAGAUUUUCUCUUUGGGUUGAAGGAAAUCAAAUAACAAGUGAUGAUAAUUUGGGAAUUGCUUCUUUUAACAUCAGUGAACUGGCCUCAUCAUUUUAAUUAGAAGAAAAAGAAGUUAUAGACUUUGAGACCAAAGAGAGAACUAAACACAAAAUUAAAGUUGGAAAUUUCACUAAAAGUUUUAUUUCAAGUAGAUUCGAUGCUUCUCGUAUAACAAUCUCAUUUCUUGCAUUUUUUUUACCUGUCCUUCCAGAGAAUAUUGAUUUGAGAGAUUUUUCGAAGAUAUAAGGAGAUACCUAUCCUUAUGAUAUCAGAGACAAAAUGAAGAUAGUUUAAAAUGACUACUAGUCGAAUGCUUUAUUUACAAGAUGGGAAUCAAAAAUAAAAGAAACAUUCAAAUAAUGGAAUUUGAAGAAAAAUGAAAUAGCUAUAUUUUUAAAAAAUAUUUGGGUUAAAGAUCAAUACAAUAAAUUGCAUUUCAUAUGCAAGUUUGUAGAUACAUUUACUAUUUAAGACAUGAGUUAUGAAGAUACAGACGAAACAGAAAAACAUGAUACCGUACUUGAGACUCUUGAGGAUUUAGCUCAUUACACUCGUUGUAUACCUUUUGUAGAAAGCGAUUAUAACGACAUAUGGUAUCCUCCUGAUUUUUUCUUAUCUUUGAGAAGAGGCUCCAUGAUAGACCAUGCAAUCUUAAUGGCAUGUUUGUUUAUGGGAAGCAGCUCAAUCAAAAAAUCAAAAGAAGAAAUUAAAGAAAAGGAUGAGUUUCCGAUUGAAGAUAGAGUUUUUGUUUGCCUAGGAACCAAUUAAUAUGAAUACAUUGUGUCUUGGGUAAUGGUUUUUAAUCAUAAUUUUGACAGUAUCACUUUUUGGGAUGUCAAAGAAAAUAAAAAGUGGACGUUAAAUAAUAGAGUUGAAGCGGAAUAGAUAAUAUUUCUUAAGUAGCAUUUAAAUCCCAGUAUAAGAGAUAAAAAAAACAUUAAAAUAGGCUUAAAUCUACUAGGAUUUAAGUCGAAAUAGGAGAGAGAACUAGAAAAAAAGCUUAAAGAGGAACAAAAAAGGCUAGAAUUGUAGGCUAAGCUUGAGUAAGAAGCAAAGGAAGAAAAGAGAAGAUAAGAAGAGGAGCAAUAAAGGCAAGAAAUGAUUAAUCAAUAAUAAGAAGUUUAGAAAGUGAUAUCUGAUUUGUAGCAAAAGGAACCUAAGAGUGAAUAACAAAAAGAUACAGGUUUCUUAGCUAUGCUUAAUAAGGAAGACAAUAUUAAAUAGAAUUAGUUAUUUUCAGCUGAUGAAAUAGAAAGAGGUACUAUGAGACGUAAUUAAAUAAAAAAGCUUGAAGAUCUAAGUACUCAGUAAAAUACAGUAUAAGAGCCUCCUAAGAAAGGUUCAACUUAAACAGAUACUUUUCUUUAGAGCUAAAUAAAUGACAGAAAAACAUUUAGCAAGGCUCAAUAAGAAUCGAAUCAUCCUAAAAAAACAUUCUUGGACGCACACAAGGAUGAAAUGAUUCAGAAAUAAGAUUAAGGAGAACUAACAAAAUUCAAAAAGGUUGAAGAAUUCGGUGAUAGAGAAGGUGAAUUUGAAGAUCUACCAUAUAAGUCAAUACAAAUAAUUUUUAAUCAUAAAAAUGUUUAUGCUAAUUUAAGUAACUAAAAUCCAACAGCUAUUUUCUAUCAUCUUCAUGAUCCAAAGAAAUGGUUUCCCUACUUAGAAGGCAAUUAGUAAAAGUUAGGCAGCUUUUAUUUACCAUCAAAUCCUUAUCCCAAAAUGUCAAAGUAAGCAGCUGACAAUUCUUUAGAUUCUAUAUUAAGUGAUAUUAAAGAUGGUAUAAGUAACAUGAGAAGUAACGAAGGCUUAUAAACUCAUUGGAAGUCCAACUUGGACUAAAGUUGCAAACUCCUGAAGCACUACGCACGUUGCUUAGAAUAUAAAGACAAAAAUAGAAAAAUGAAAGUGAAAGAUCCUGAAACAAAUGAAGAGCUUGAAAUGGAUUUCGAUGCUUUGAGAGCGAAAUUUGAAAAGGACAUGAAAAAUUUAAUGCCAACUGACUAUCAUUUUUAGUGUUUACCUAUGAAAUUCCUAUUCAUUGAAAAAAGUUAAAUUAGAGCCUUAAUCGAAGAAAAGGCUAAAUCCUUCUUCUUGUUAAAGAAAAAGCACAUUAUUUUUGGCAUGAAUGGCAAAAUAUUUAGAUAUCCUAACAAAAUAAACUGCUUAAGAAUAGUAAUUGCCAUGUUUUACAGUAACCUUGAUAACAUAUAAAACGAAAAAGAUAAAGAUAAGAAUCUGAGAGAUGAGAACGAAAUAAGAGAAGAAGAUGAUGAAGAAAACUCUAAUUUAAUGGAAUCAGAAGAUCUAGAUGAAUAAGAAGAGAAAUCUAAUUUAAAAAAGUCCUCUUUUAAGAAAUCUACGCGCUGA
Molecule: messenger RNA, 3978 nt
Organism: Tetrahymena thermophila SB210
Lineage: Eukaryota; Ciliophora; Oligohymenophorea; Hymenostomatida; Tetrahymenidae
Product: C2 domain protein
Exons: 9
Source: RefSeq, a predicted model, not a curated record